AUGGCCGACGAACCGCUGCUCAGCGACUUGUGCAGCGUCUGCAACCGCAAUGCCCCCAAAUACCGCUGCCCCCGAGACUCCGUGCGCACAUGCUCCCUUCCGUGCUACAAACGCCACCAGCAGUGGGCCCAGUGCAGUGGGAAAAGGGACCCCGCCGCCUUCGUCAAGCGCAGCGAGCUCGCAACGCCCAGCGGCAUCGACCACGACUACAACUUCCUCACGGGCAUUGAGCGUGGCCUGCAGCGUGCAGACGACGCUGCCGAGGCCCGUGGCCAUGAGAAUAAGAAGUACGAGCAAGACCAGGCCAAGCUGCAGCGCUAUCUGCAGAGCAACCGCAUCAUUGUGGACCGAGCGCCCAUUGGCAUGGCCAGGCAGAAGACGAACCGCACGCGGAUGACCAAAAAAGGACACGUCCGGUGGACUGUCGAGUGGCUGCAUGAAGAUGGCACUCGGGAUCUGCAGGAAGCCGAAGCUGACAUGUCAUUAACCGACCUGUAUGCCAUGCUUUCGACAGAGCGAUCACGCAAGAGAAAGCGCACAGAUCAGGGCAGCGAUGGCCUUCAGAACCCUUCGAAACAUAGCAAAGACGGGCGUGUCUCAAGCCAGGCAGCUCAGCGCCACCAAGACUCUGUUUCGGGACAGCCUGCCUCUGCGCCUGCUUCUGACGAUACACAAGCAGUUCCAACCGGUGCCAGCGUCUCGGCCGACCCGCCGAAACAAGAUUCUUGCUCUGCCCAACCAGUGCCAGAAGUGUCCACAACAGCGAGUGUGUCUGGCAAAGCUGCAGACGAAAAGCACAGUGAUCCAGGCCCACAGAAUCACACACCACUCUUCUCCUUCUAUCUGCUCAAACCGCAUACACCUUCCUCGCAACCUCGCGUCCUGAUCCCCCUUGAUUCGAGCUCCACUCUCACAACUGCGCUGUCCACACAGGUAGUCCUCGAGUAUCCAACCAUCAAGGUGGUGCCACGCCAAGCCACCGAUGCCCGGCUCCCCGAAGGUUUCAUGCUCGAGGAGGACUAUAUCCGGCAAACCAAGCAGGAUGUUCAAGAGCUCGAGGCGCUUAUCGGACCGGACGGGCAAGUGAUGACAGCUGCCAAAGCCCGGAGGGGCAGCGACGCUGGUGUUGAGACACACGGCAACGUAAGCAGUGGGCCGGUCGACGACAAGAAGUUGCUCGAAGUUUUGGCGCGGGACUUGACCGCGCGUAAGUGA
Messenger RNA from Diplodia corticola, 1215 nucleotides. Its product is annotated as hit finger domain protein. Bases 1 to 1215 code for a protein of 404 amino acids. NCBI's taxonomy places the organism in Eukaryota, Fungi, Ascomycota, Dothideomycetes, Botryosphaeriales, Botryosphaeriaceae. Gene Ontology annotation, biological process: box C/D snoRNP assembly; snoRNA localization; maturation of LSU-rRNA from tricistronic rRNA transcript (SSU-rRNA, 5.8S rRNA, LSU-rRNA). The transcript is spliced from 3 exons. The record is from RefSeq and is a predicted model, not a curated record. Gene Ontology annotation, cellular component: nucleus; pre-snoRNP complex.